ACAAGCCCUGGGGUGCCCAUCCCGCCCCGUCCCCACCAGGACCCUGGGAGUGUCCCCAUCUCCCACGUUUCCCACCAGGCCCUGGGCGCGCCCGGUCCCUCCCCGGGCCCACCUCCUGCCCGGCCUUCCAGGAACUGCAGCCCCGGAGGCCGGGCUGGGCCCGCCCAUCCCUCAUCCUCCCAUAUAAGGCUGCAGCUCGGGCCAGGUCCGCAGACCCCGCGGAGAAGCAGCCUCUCUUCUGUCCACAGCCCAGAGACCAUGGAGCCGCUGAGCGCAGCCAACACCCAAUUCGCGCUGGACCUGUUCGGCGCCCUGAGCCAGGACGACCCCGCCGCCAACGUCUUCUUCUCCCCCUUGAGCGUCUCCUCGGCGCUGGCCAUGGUCUUCCUGGGCACGCGGGGCAGCACCGAGGCGCAGCUGGCCAAGACCCUUCAUUUCGACAUGGUGGAGGAGAUUCAUUCAAGAUUCCAGAGCCUGAACGCCGAUAUCAACAAACGUGGCGCUUCCUACAUUCUGAAACUCGCCAAUAGGCUGUAUGGAGAGAAAACCUACAACUUCCUCCCCGAGUUCUUAACUUCGACUCAAAAAAUGUACAAUGCUGAACUGGCCAGUGUGGACUUCCAGCGUGCAGCUGAAGAUGCAAGGAAGGAGAUCAAUGCGUGGGUCAAAGGGCAGACAGAAGGGAAAAUUCCGGAACUGUUGAUUGAAGGGAUGGUUGACAGCAUGACCAAGCUGGUGCUGGUGAAUGCCAUCUACUUCAAAGGGAAGUGGCAGGAGGAAUUCUCAAAGCAGGACACCAGGGAAGUCCCCUUCAGGCUGAAUAAGAAAGACACCAAAAAAGUGGACAUGAUGUAUCAGAAGAACAAGUUCCCCCUGGGCUACAUCAAGGCCCUGAAGUGCCGCGUGCUGGAACUUCCCUACCAGGGCCAGGAGCUCAGCAUGAUCAUCCUGCUGCCCGAUGACAUUGAAGAUGCUUCCACGGGUCUGAAGAAGAUCGAGGAGCAGCUGACUUUGGAGAACCUGACGGAGUGGACCCGGCCCGAGAACAUGCCCAUUGAGGAAGUCUACGUGCACCUGCCCAGGUUCAAGCUGGAGCAGAGCUACAUCCUCAACGAGGCCCUGGAAAACCUGGGGCUGCACGAUCUCUUCGACAGCGGCAGGGCCGACCUAUCGGGUAUGUCGGGGGCCCGGGACCUUUUCGUUUCCAAAGUGGUGCACAAGUCCUUCGUGGAAGUCAACGAGGAGGGCACCGAGGCGGCGGCAGCAACGGCGAUCAUCAACAAGACCUGCUCUCUGGGGCCCGAGGAACACUUUCUCUGUGACCAUCCCUUCAUCUUCCUGAUCUGUCACAAGGCCUCCCGCACCAUCCUGUUCCUGGGCAGAUUCUCCACCCCGUAGAGAUGGGGCUGCAGAGGUCAAGUACCAGCUUGGUUAAGUGUCCUUCUGAAGUGGCAGUUUUCUUGAAUCUUUACCAAUAAAACGA
This is a messenger RNA of Sorex araneus (European shrew), 1483 nucleotides long. RefSeq names its product leukocyte elastase inhibitor. Lineage: Eukaryota; Metazoa; Chordata; Mammalia; Eulipotyphla; Soricidae. Gene Ontology annotation, molecular function: serine-type endopeptidase inhibitor activity. The coding region runs from base 259 to 1398 and encodes 379 amino acids. The record is from RefSeq and is a predicted model, not a curated record. Gene Ontology annotation, biological process: negative regulation of endopeptidase activity. The transcript has 7 exons.